AUGGUUAAAGAAGACAGAGAAGCUAUGGAAGGCAUUGGAAAUCCAGCUUUUAACAUGAGCAGCCCAGAUCUCUCAGCAUAUCAGCCUUCAGAAGAGAAAGUUAUUAGACAUGACAUGCUGGAUCGCACCCUUGCAGCUCACCAACAAAAAUUCAGGCUGCUAGCCUCUGCUGAACCAAAAGGAAAUGAAUACAGCAGAAAUUACUUUGACCCACUGAUGGAUGAGGAAAUAAACCCAAGGCAGUGUGGGAUGGAGGUCAGCAGAGAGGUUGAUAAUAGAAUGCUCUGUGAUAGAUUAAUGAGGCUGUUUGAAGAGAGUGGACGAGGAGAACCCUGA
Ceratotherium simum simum (southern white rhinoceros) is the source of this 336-nucleotide messenger RNA. The record is from RefSeq and is a predicted model, not a curated record. Lineage: Eukaryota; Metazoa; Chordata; Mammalia; Perissodactyla; Rhinocerotidae.